GACUUGUGGAAGUGCAGUCUUUUCUUUUAUUCACAAUCUAGUUUUGUUUCUUUUUAGCAGCAGCUGUGGCACUGGGCAUACUGAGAGGAGAGGAGUGAAAGUUGUGGACAGUGACUCGGCAGUGGAGGAGCGAGCAAUGGAGAUUUCGGAGAAUUUUAGGCACGUAUUAGAAACUUACCUCGAACCAGUGCGCUUGUAUCAUGCUCUGGGGGUCGUGUGUGUGAUCUAUGUCGGUAUGCUGCUGACUCGAUUAAUGCAGCGGAGAAAGACACUGAAGGCUGCAUUCGAACAGUUUCCAGGACCACCAGGACACUGGCUGUUGGGAAAUACUAAUGAAUUUCAGCAAGAUGGAACUGAUUUGGAGAAGAUUAUUACUUUUGGAGAAAAUUAUCCAUAUGCCUUCCCAUUGUGGUUUGGCCCUGACAUUUCAAUUUUAAACAUCCACCAUCCGGCUUACGUGAAGACCAUUCUAUCAUCGACAGAACCAAAGGAUGAUAUAGCAUACAGAUUCCUCACUACUUGGAUAGGUGAAGGUUUACUCGUCUCUGCAGGGCAGAGGUGGUUUCGCCACAGACGACUCCUCACCCCUGGCUUCCAUUAUGAUAUCUUGAAGCCAUAUGUGAAGAUAAUGUCAGAUUCUGCCAAGAUCAUGCUGGACAAGUGGGAGACCUAUGCCAAAACACAGGAGUCCUUUGAACUUUUUCAGCAUGUUAGUUUGAUGACACUGGACAGCAUAAUGAAGUGUGCCUUCAGCUGCGAAAGUAACUGUCAGACAGAAAGUGGAACCAACAAAUAUAUUAAGGCAGUGUAUGAUCUGUGUGACCUGGUGAACCUCCGGUUCCGAGUCUUUCUGUACCAUAUCGAUUUCAUCUUUCACCUCAGCCCUCAUGGCUACAUGUACAGGAGAGCAUGCAGGAUUGCACACGAACACACAGAGGAAGUCAUCAGAAAGAGGAAAGAAGUUUUAACUAAGGAAAAGGAGCAGAACCUUUCUCAGAAGAAGAGGAAUUUAGACUUUCUGGAUAUCCUUCUCUGUGCUCGAGAUGAGCAGCAGCAGGGCUUGUCAGAUGAGGACAUCCGAGCAGAGGUGGACACUUUUAUGUUUGAGGGACACGAUACUACAGCAAGUGGCCUUGCCUGGAUAUUGUAUGCUUUGGCCUGCAACCCUGAGCACCAGCAGAAGUGCAGAGUAGAGAUCCAGCAAGCUCUGGAGGGGAAGGACAGUAUAGAGUGGGAGGACCUUAGUAAAAUACCAUACACCACAAUGUGCAUUAAGGAAUCACUACGCCUGUAUCCUCCUGUACCAGGAAUGGCACGGAAGUUAACCAAACCCAUGACCUUCUUUGAUGGAAGAACAGUACCUGAAGGUUGCAUUGUUGGAACCAGUGUUUAUGGAAUCCACCGGAACGCCACAGUUUGGGAGAACCCAAAUGUGUUUGAUCCACUGAGAUUUCUGCCAGAGAACACAGCCAAAAGAUCCCCUCAUGCCUUUGUGCCCUUCUCUGCAGGACCCAGGAACUGCAUUGGGCAGAACUUUGCUAUGAACGAGAUGAAAGUGGGUACAAUGAUGACAUUGAAGAAGUACAUUCUCAUCCAGGACCCAGACCACGUUCCAAAGAUGAUCCCUCGUUUAGUGCUCAGAUCCAUCAAUGGGGUUAACAUCAAGAUCAAAUUAGUUGAGAACUAGAUUAAGAGAGACAAUAUCCUUAUCACUGAAAAGCCCCAAAUAUGGUCCCUGGAGCAUAUCUAAUUUUAGUAAAGGUGCAGCAUAAUCUUUAUUAAGUAAAUAUAUAAUAUUUAAAUCUUGGGUGUUGCAGUAUUGAUCUGUUAGUUGCUGUAAAUUCUUAGUGUGGCUUUAAGCAGUUAUAUUAACUUUAAUGUGUUUUUAAAUAAUCAGUUUUUUUAUAAUUAACUUUUAUGGUGUAAUUUUUUAAAUGUGAAAACAAAUCUGUUAUAUGAUACUGGAAUUUAAAAUGCUGUGCAUGUUGAUAACACAACUCUAUUUUCACGUUGACACAGCAGUAUGUUGCAUUUGUAUAUGUAUGUCAAAGAACAGCUUGUGUUUACCACUUUGUUAAUUAUUUAACUUGGCAGAACGUCAGGUCUUGGUAGAACUAGCUUUUUUAGGUGUAUCAUACAACUCUUUUGUAUUCAAAAUGAAGCAUAUACUUAAUAAUAGUGUCAUUAGGAGAGAAUUAAGCUCUUUAAGAGUAGUUUUACAGGCUGAUCUAAUUGUUUACUUGUUUAGAGAGCAAACAUUUGACACUAAGACCAAAUGUAUAUUACAUUUAUGUGAGUGAAAGGGCAAGCCUGGGGCACCAUAUGCAGCUGUGGAAACGGACUUAAAUACUCAUCCUAAACUGGUUAAAUGAAGAAAAAAGUGCCCACAAUAAAACUGACUUUGAAGUUUA
Molecule: messenger RNA, 2411 nt
Organism: Astyanax mexicanus (Mexican tetra)
Lineage: Eukaryota; Metazoa; Chordata; Actinopteri; Characiformes; Acestrorhamphidae
Product: cytochrome P450 4B1
Exons: 13
Coding region: 137-1687 (516 amino acids)
Molecular function (GO): monooxygenase activity; iron ion binding; oxidoreductase activity, acting on paired donors, with incorporation or reduction of molecular oxygen
Source: RefSeq, a predicted model, not a curated record